AUGACAUUUGAAUUCUCGCAACAUCUGACCGAAUUCAACGUCCCCCUCUCCACCUUCCUACGUUCAAGACCAUUCACCCACGUCGCAGUCGGAGCGUACAUCUACUCCAGCAAAGAAGGCGAGAAAACGGUUCUCCUGCUGCAACGCAGCGAGAGCGACUCGUACCCGCUCCACUGGGAAGGACCGGGCGGCGCGUGCGAGGAAGACGACGAGAGCAUGCUCUCCGGCGCGGCGAGGGAGAUAACCGAGGAGACGGGCCUGCAUGUGCGGCGAUUCGAGGACGUGAUUUCCCUCGAUGAAUGGGAGGACGUCAAGCACGGCGCCGCGAGGCGGUUCUGCAAGAUUGUUUUCCUGGCCAGGGUGUGUGAAGACUCCCACCAGGGGUGGGAGGAGGAGCGUGUGCUUUUGGAUCCAAAGGAGCAUCGGGCGUUUGUCUGGGCGACCGAGGCGGACGUUCAGGGCGAUCGGUACAAAUUUAUCGGCGUGCAGAGGGAGACGUGUCUCAGAGGGUUCAAUAUGAACAAUAGAUGUAUAUAG
Penicilliopsis zonata CBS 506.65 is the source of this 537-nucleotide messenger RNA. RefSeq lists its product as hypothetical. The record is from RefSeq and is a predicted model, not a curated record. The transcript has a single exon. Lineage: Eukaryota; Fungi; Ascomycota; Eurotiomycetes; Eurotiales; Aspergillaceae. The coding region runs from base 1 to 537 and encodes 178 amino acids.